AAAGAGCUUGAAACCAGCUGAGGGCAACUGUGAAGCCAGGAGGACAUUCUAGCCCUGUAGAGAAGUGAGCUACCAUGUGCACACGGAAGUGUUCAAAGUGCAUUGGGAUCACCCUGUUCCCACUGGCUACRUGUGCCAUAGUCUCCAAUCUUCUCCUGUACUUUCCCAAUGGACAAGUUCUGCAGCCAAGUGAGAUAACUGACCUGGUCUGGUUUUUCAAUGGCAUUGUGGGAGCUGGGAUACUGGUUAUGUUGCCGGCAUUUAUGAUGCUGGGAGCAGGCGGAGCAGGAUGUUGCGCUAACAAAUGUGGGAUGCUGCUGUCGGUGGUUCUGGCUGUGCUGGGGUUCGCGGGAGGUGUGUACUGUGCSGUCAUCUCCUCGCUGGGGCUGGUUGGUGGACCUCUGUGUGACACGGGUGAUGGAGAGUACAUUUACCCUUUCAGGAAUGACACUCUGCAAGACAAUUAUUUGUUCAAUCAGACAACAUGGAGCAUUUGCCAAGAACCUGAAAACAUCAUCCUUUGGAAUAUUGUCCUUUUCUCUAUUCUCCUGGUGAUUGGUGUGAUUGAAGCUGUCCUUUGUUUCAUUCAAGUCAUCAAUGGGCUUACUGGCUUCAUAUGUGGCACAUGCAUGAGAAAACGAAAGACAAAUAUUUCCGGAAUGUGAUUGACUGACAAGACRAACUCCAAGCUGCAGAUUCUCAUGCAAUAAGUCUCAUGCACUGAGUUGUAUUUAUAGUGGGGAAGACAAAGAAAAUCAAAAUAUUCAGGAUUUUCAGGGAGGGGGUGACCUGGAUUUUUCAAAGCCUUUUAUAAAGGUGGAAAAGGAUUAGAUAAUUUAGGAUCUGAGAUUCCAAAUUUUCUUAUGUCUAAAUGCUCUUGCUAAAUCCCUGGUCCAGAAGAAAAGCACUCAUCUGUUUAGCCCCAAGCACCCUGCUUGGCCAUAAAAUACAACAGUUCUCAGGUGGAAGUUCACUACUUACCCUGUGGUUCACGUGGGAAAUGGAAUCUUUGUUAAUAUACACAUUUAUCAGCUGCACUUAACUGGUGCUCUCUGGCUGGAUGUAAAUAGCUUCUGGUCCCCUCAAAAUCUAGGCUUGAUCCUGCCUGCCUGUUCCAAUUGACUUGCUGACUGAGCGCUCCCAGACCUUAGCUAGGAUCUGUGAAGAAUAUAUUGAGCAGCAUUGGUGACAAUGCAGAAGCAACUGAAGGAAAGAGUUCAUCUCCUGAGACACCCCGGAGCGGAAUCGUCUUGUGCUUAUUCCAUAGCUUGCUGUCAUACUUGAUAGGAUCCAAUACACGUCAAAAUCAUCCUCCCAGGAGCAUCUGACCRAUGUGGUAGCUGUGGAGGUGCAUUUCCUUCCAUCAACAAGGAAUAUAGGCUCUUGAGCAAGAGUUCAACAGUGUCACAUUUAACAAAAAGGAGGAAAACCUCACCACAUUUUUGCCCUCAUGAGACUGCAUAGGAGAUUCACUACAAUCUGUGAAGAUCUAUAUGAUGGUGCUAGAACAGAUCUCAUGGAUAAGUAGUUAACCAGUAAAGAUAAGCAUUAAAGCAGUAAAGGUUAUAAUUAUGUGCAGCUUAGUAACAAUAGAGAUGUAAGAGAUAUAACCUGAAAGGAAACAAAUUGCAUCAAUGUUAGUGUUACAGCAAGCAGCAGUCCUACAAGGAACUGCGUAAUUUACCGUCAUCGCUCAAGAUCAAGCUCUGGAUGCUAAAAUCCAUGACUGGCAAAUUUCAUAUAUUCCAUCAUUUCUGUGGCUUCUUCAAAGACUAAUUUUUAGGCAUCUCAGGGUUCUCUGAGUCAGCCAAAUUGUGAGAUAACUUUUGUCUGUCCUAAGUGCAGGUGUGCAGUUAUGGAAACCUGGAUUUAUAUGAAGUACUUGAAGUAUGUAUCUCAAAAAGAGGCAUUUAUAUUUUCCUGGUCAAAAGUUGCUUAUAUUUCUAGGUGGUAGCAUAGCAGCAUGUUAUUUGAACACAUUUAGACUUUAUGAAUGGGCAUAGCUGUUUGUGCUACUGUCUCCUGCAGCGUACAGAGUCCUUCAUACAAACUGCUGCUGGAAAUGCCAGAAGAGUAUAAAGAUGAGCUAUGGGUGUAGUGUUUCACCACUAGACACAGGAAAUUUGUCCCGUAAAACUGAGAAGUACAUUCUGUAAAGAACGCAUAAAAGAACAGACAAGCUGGCUGAAGUUUGGAAGCGUAACUCAGUGCACCCAAACCCACUAGCUGGCUUAAAAAAAUGAUGCUCAUUUUAAUCUGUGAAGCCCGAACAAAGAGGACAUCAAAAGAAAGC
Molecule: messenger RNA, 2293 nt
Organism: Nothoprocta perdicaria
Lineage: Eukaryota; Metazoa; Chordata; Aves; Tinamiformes; Tinamidae
Product: transmembrane 4 L6 family member 1-like
Exons: 6
Coding region: 75-665 (196 amino acids)
Cellular component (GO): membrane
Source: RefSeq, a predicted model, not a curated record